This is a messenger RNA of Acaulospora colombiana, 820 nucleotides long. The record is from the annotation of a GenBank genome assembly. NCBI's taxonomy places the organism in Eukaryota, Fungi, Glomeromycota, Glomeromycetes, Diversisporales, Acaulosporaceae.
AUGCCUUACGAUUUGAGUGUCGUUUCUAAUGCAUUUUAUGGUGACGAUUCAGUUCUAAAUCCCAGAAAAUUUAGUGGACUUGAUAGUAAAGAUGUGGCUCUUUUAGUUCCAGCAAAGCCUGCCAUAAACGUCAUCCCAGGACUGGCACAAUUGAAGAGGCAUUCAAAUGAUCCAAAAACGUGGCUUCGUAGAACUCAGUAUAUCAGUGCAUCAGAAAGUGUUUAUAAAAGUGAUAAUACCGCAACAACUAUGGAGAGCCGUAUGGCUACCCUAAAAGCCAGUAAUGAUCUCUUAAAUCGAACACACGAAGAACAGAUUGCAGCGAUCGAAUACUCUUUUGAAGCUGCGAAUGAUCCCAAACGUCUUAAGAAACUUGAACAUUAUAAGGAUCAGAAAAUUACGCCUGUCGAGAUUCUUCCUAUUUUGCCAGAUUUUGAAAUGAGGAAUCGUAUUCUUGCGCAUUGCUGUUUUGAUAGCGAUCCUUGGGAGGGUGUUCCCAUGGAAGACGAUGAUGACCAAGGAAAGAUGCGCCAAGAUCGCGCUACGAAAGCUUUAGUGAAUCCAAUGGCUAGUGGAAAUGAUAGGUUUUUGAUGCUUUACGUUCCAUCAGCAGAAUCCGCAGAGAGGCUAAAAAACAAGAGAACUUUUGAAGAGUGUAAGGAUGAAGAGAGAAUCAGGGUCCCUGAAAGUUAUGGAAAAACAACAUAUUUAGAAUCAUCUUAUACAGCUCCCGAUUAUGAUGAAUCAUUCUGGGAUAGAUAUAGAUCCGAUAGACUUCACGAGCACGAAAUAGAACAACUUAUGAGGAAAAAACAUAAAG